AUGUGCUCUACUCUGAAGGAGGCAUACGAUAGGGCAUCAGAUCACUAUCAGGUGUAUUUGGACCAACAAGAAGUUUACGGUCGAAACAAACGAAAGGUUGAUGAUAAACAACAGAAAUUCCAGUUAGAAAAUAAGCAAGCUAACCAAGGUAGCUUUAACCCAACACAAGGAAGAGGAUGGGAAGGAAUCAAUCAGGGAAACCAUCCUGCUUGCUGGAGAUGUGGAAGGAAUCAUCCCGGAGAGAAUUGUCAAGGAAUAAGAAUUAAGUGCUACAAGUGUGGCCGCCUGGGACACAAAGCUAUGGAGUGCCGAACCCCGGUAUACAAUCUCCAAAAACCCCUGCAAAAUGCGAGCCAGGGAAGAAGAUUUAAUGGGAACACCGACAAGAUGCCCGCAGAGACAGAAAAUAAAGUGGUCAACUUCCAGUCAGGAAAUCGAGGGAGACCAACAAACGCCACAUCUGGUCCCAACUACAAAGGAAAGCAAGCAAUGGGAGAAAGCAGCACGGGGAACCAAGGCAGGAUUUACGUCAUCAAUAGUACUCAAGCUCAGGCUAGCGACGUCGUAACCGAUACCUUUCUCAUAAAUUCAGUACUUGGUUUAGUGCUAUUUGAUACGGGGGUUACCAAUUCAUUUAUGUCAUCUACGGUUGCUGAUAAACUGAAGUUAAGGCCUACUAGUAGAUUAGAUCUCAAAACUGCCUCAGGAAUAGUAGUAGCCUGUAGAGAUGGUUAG
Molecule: messenger RNA, 735 nt
Organism: Ipomoea triloba (trilobed morning glory)
Lineage: Eukaryota; Viridiplantae; Streptophyta; Magnoliopsida; Solanales; Convolvulaceae
Exons: 1
Coding region: 1-735 (244 amino acids)
Molecular function (GO): nucleic acid binding; zinc ion binding
Source: RefSeq, a predicted model, not a curated record